Molecule: messenger RNA, 513 nt
Organism: Diabrotica virgifera virgifera (western corn rootworm)
Lineage: Eukaryota; Metazoa; Arthropoda; Insecta; Coleoptera; Chrysomelidae
Exons: 3
Coding region: 100-444 (114 amino acids)
Source: RefSeq, a predicted model, not a curated record
GUCAAAUGUCAAGAAAACCAGAAAAUGAAAGUCCAAUCAUAUGAGACACAACAGUUGCAGCAGAAUAAUUACUGAGAAGAGACCAAUUCCACAUUAAAAAUGAAGAUUUAUUUUAUUUUACCGAUUGUUGCAAUUACAUUUUUUGAAGUACAAGCUUGGGUAGGAACACUAAGGUCUGAUCCUGGUACAGAGCAUCUUGGUGACUGCUAUUCAUCCUCUGAAGGUGUAGGUGCUAUGAAAUUUGGCGAAGAGAAACGAUUAGAAGGAGAAUGUGUUCAAUUAGUCUGUUCAAAAAAUAGAGAUAUACAAGAAAUAGGAUGUGGUUCUGUAGGAAUAGCACCUCCGUGCAAGAUAAUGCCAGGAGAUUUGUCUAAGCCUUAUCCAGACUGCUGUUAUGAAAUAUCCUGUCCUGCAACAAUUCCUCUUCCUAAAGGAAAGGCUUAAAAAGUCCUUACUUACCGAAUAUGAACUACUUGUUAACUAAUUGUAAAUAUAAGUUUUCUGUUGUAAAAA